Molecule: messenger RNA, 4350 nt
Organism: Drosophila ananassae
Lineage: Eukaryota; Metazoa; Arthropoda; Insecta; Diptera; Drosophilidae
Product: protein peste
Exons: 9
Coding region: 426-3668 (1080 amino acids)
Cellular component (GO): membrane; cytoplasm
Molecular function (GO): scavenger receptor activity
Source: RefSeq, a predicted model, not a curated record
AGUAUAUUUUCCAACCGACCGGCUCAGUCGUUAUCAAGUCGGCAUUCGAAGCAGUUCAAUUGCACCUAUAGGACCAAUCCAAGAGAUACACUUACACUCACUAGGUGUACUGGGGUAAUCUGGUCCGUCCGUUUAGCUAGUCAGGAACGUACUUGGAUCGAACUGUAGUUGUAACAUCGCAAGAAGUAAUACCCUUCUGAGUACUUGCCGAUCGCGGUGCAUUAUCAAAGUUGCCAGAUAACCUCCACCCUGAAGCUCGGACUUGGACUCGGAUCAGAUCAGACCACAUAAGGAAGUUGAAGCGAUCGGACGGCACAAAUCUUAAAUCUUUGCCAUCGGAGAGCAAAACGCCGGCCAAAGACCCCAUCUUUUUUAGUAGUUUUCUGUUACCAUUUCAGACCUGAACUGACCGAUAUCACGCUGCCAUGAUCGGGAAGGAACGCAUCUUGCGAACAAGUGCGGCAGGACUUCUGCUCGCCACCGGCAGCCUGUUAUCGCUCAUCUAUAUGGAGCGCAUCGAGAGGUGGGUCCUCGAGUGGUUCAUGGUCCUUCGGCCGGGCACCUUCAUCUAUGACCUGUGGCAGUCGCCGACUAUACAGACCGAGGUGGACCUCUACAUCUUUAACUGGACCAAUGCCGAGGAUGUAACUAAUACCACAAUAAAGCCCAGGUUCGAGGAACUGGGACCCUAUCAUUUUACGGAAAAGAUGCAGAAACUUAACGUAGAGUGGCACGAUGAUAAUUCCACGGUAUCGUAUUUGAGGAAAAGUCGAUUCGAUUUCGUUCCGGAAAAGAGUGCCGGCUUGCCGUCGGAUCCUGUGGUGGCCCCCAAUCUGAUCAUCGUGGGUCUCUACCAGAAAAUGCUUCGCAUUAAUCCCUUUAUGCGCUCUCUUAUGAUAAUGGCCCUAAAUGUUUAUGGGAAGGAAACCACAAUGGUUAAAACUGCCAGCGAAUGGAUGUUUGACGGUUUCGAGACACCACUCAUCAAGAUGGGAAAAGUAUUACCGCCAGGACUGGUUCCAGAAAUGGAUUUUGCCUACGAGAAGGUUGGAUAUGCAUAUCCGCGCAAUGGAAGCAUGGAGAUCUAUGGCCACCACAAUGUCUAUACGGGGCGUGAUAACUUCGAGAAGCUGGGUCAAAUAGCGCGAUGGCGCUACAACAACGUCACUGAAGACAGUCCACGGUGCAAGCUAAAGGGCAGCACUGGGGAAUUUCAUCCGGUUCCUCUGCUGAAAGGCAAGCCCAUCUCAUACUUCCUGCCGGACUUGUGCCGCGAAUUUCAGAUCGAUUAUUUCGGGACCACCACAUUCAGGGGCAUCGAUGCCUUUGUCUAUAAGGGCAGUGCCCGAAACAUGGCUAAUGGCACUGACAAUCCUGACAACAGCUGCUACUGCCAGGAUAACUGCCAGGAAGUUAGGUCCGGACUCCUGAAUAUAUCUUCCUGCUGGUAUGGAGCACCGGUCUUUGCCUCGUAUCCGCAUUUCUACCUCGCCGAUCCCUACUACGUAGAGCAAGUGGAGGGAAUGAAGCCUGACAAGGAUCGUCAUGAAAUGGUCGUUAUCCUGGAGCCAAAAACAGGAAUGCUGCUUGAGAUCAAGGCCAGAAUCAUGGCCAAUUUACUAGUCGAACCGAAAACCCAAUCACUCUAUCGCAAAGCGAGGAAAACCUUCUUUCCGCUAAUCUGGGCGGACUACCAUGUACAGAUCACAGAUGACCUCCUGCUCUACAUGAAGCUCGUUCCAGUCGCUGAAUGGGCGGGAAAAGUGUGUGGAGUUUUGGGCGUGGUUCUGGGCGUUGUCAUGUUGUUUUACUAUCCACACCAAUGGAUCUGGAAGAAGCGUUUUAUGCAGAGGAUAGAGAUCAACACCCUGGAGGUAACGCGAAUGUCAGAGUCCACAAAGGCCUCUGGGGCCGUGGAGGAAUCGUCCUUGCUAAUGGGCCUGACAUAUACGGGGGCGAAGGAGGAGGUUCGGAUUCCUUGUCCAUCCAGAAAGAUGACAUCACGAGUGCGUCACUGUGCCAGGCUGGUCAUUGUGCUCUUGGGGAUCUGCUGCAUCACCAGCGGAGUCUACCUCUUCCGCAACUGGAUCGAGAUGUUUACACGCAUGCGCGGCAAGGAAAUGGCUUUGAGUCCAACGUCGCGAUCAUUCGAGGGCUGGAAAGUAUCCCCCCUGCCUCUAAAUUUCGAUGUCUAUCUCUUUAAUUGGACGAAUCCGGAGGACUUUUAUGUGGGAUCGGGCAAGAAGCCGCGAUUUGAACAACUGGGACCCUACCGGUUCCGGGAGAGUCCCGACAAAGUCGACAUCGAUUGGCACAACCAUAACUACUCCGUGUCCUUUCACAAGAAGUCGUGGUUCUAUUUCGAUGCAGAGGCCAGCAAUGGAAGUCUCUCGGACAUGGUGAACACAGUGAAUUCUGUGGCCCAUUCUGCGGCGUUGCGUUCAGCUGGCACCUGGGGAGCUCACAUUGUCAACAUCUUUUCAAACAUGUAUGAUCAGAAGGUUAGCGUCACUAAAACAGCCGAAGAACUGCUCUUCAAGGGCUACGAGCACCCAUUUGUUACUAUCGGAAAGAUUUUCCGGCCAGAAGAUGUGCCGUAUCACCGCAUUGGCUUUCAAUAUCCGAGGAACGGCAGUGCCGCCUUCGAUGGCGACAUUAACAUGUUUACAGGAGCCGAUGAUAUCGCAAAAAUGGGGCAGAUACAUACGUGGAACAAUCUCACGCACACUAACGCGUUCGAGGGCAGUUGCGGCAACGUGCACGGCUCCAUGGGCGAGUUUUUUCCACCCAACCUCGGCACCAACGACACCGUCUACAUGUACAUGCCCAAAAUGUGCCGGGCCAUACCGCUGGACUACACCGAGACAGUCACAGUCCACGGAGUAACGGCCUACAAGUACAGUGGCACCGAACACGCCGUGGACAAUGGCACCCUCUACCCAGAGACCAGUUGCUACUGCGUCAAUGGCAAGUGCUCGCCCAUCGGCGUGAUCAACAUUGGACCAUGCGCCUUCAACUCCUCCGUCUAUAUGUCCUUCCCGCACUUUUACAAGGGCGAUCCCAGCUACCUCGACGCCAUUGAGGGGCUGCUGCCGGAGAGGGAGAAGCACGAGUUCUUCAUGACUCUGGAGCCGAACGCUGGCGUGCCCAUGGAUGUGGGCGGCGGCUUCCAGGCUAACUACUUUAUGGAGCCCGUAGAAGGAAAUAAUAUCUUUGGAAAUGUGCCAACGGUGAUGAUGCCAAUGAUGUGGUGCGAGGAACGGGUUCGUGUCUCGGAGGAGAUUGCCGCCGACAUUUCACUGGUGCCGCUUAUUGUGCUGCUGGGCCAGAUAGUCACUGGCAUUCUGCUCGCUGGCGGUCUUAUAUGCACCUGCUGGUAUCCCACGCGCCAAGUGACGCACUUCUGCCAGAGUGAUCCCAAGGCCAAGGCGAGUGUCCUGCGACCACUGACCACAUUCGGCGUCAGUUCGUCCGCAGCAUCCGCUCCCCCGCUAUCGCAGUUGUUCCGAACCAACCAAAGUGAAACUGGCAACGAACGAGUGGGAGUGAGACUACUCGACUACAGGCGCGACUCCGGAGUAAGGGAGGAGAUGGGAGCCGUUGAAGGAUCGCCGCGGGAACGAUUGAUCGGCAUGGAGUCGUCGGAUGUGAUAGCCAUUACCAGAUAAUACAUGAACUGGCAACGCGCAUUUCUGGCAGUGCCGCCCACUUUCGUCUGCCUGAGACUCAUUUACGUCGCCGUAGCCUAGGACUGCAUAUGCAUAUUGUGAUGAAGCCAUUUUGCCUUAGCCAAUUGCUCACCAACGAACCACAUUCAUAUCCGCACAUUACCGCUUUUCGGAGGUCUCCCCGCUGAGAGAGAUUAAUAAGAUUAUUUAUUUUAGUGCCAAAAAAAAAAGGAAGAUCACGAGCAAAAGUCAUUAAUUAUUUUGUAGGCUAAUCUACGAUUAAAGUGUAAAUAGAUAGAGUCGUUAAGUGCUCCAUUAUCGUAACCCAUUACUCGUUUCCCCCAACAUUGUUGGAAUGAAACUGCGCACGCCCAAAGUAUUCAUAUAUAUUCAUAUGGUAAUGCCUAAUAUUUGUCGUAUAAGUCGUUGAGCGAUUUGUGGCUUCUAAGAAAGAUUAUCCUUGCUCAUACCUAAUUAGCCCCAGAGGGCCACUCUUUUAAGUCUUGUACAAAUAUCACUUACGUGGCAAAGAUUUCGCAUAUCCUAUGUAAAUAUAUCAAUCAUUGUAAGACCUAAGAUAGUAAAGCACAGCUGUGAAACCCGGAUAUACUUCCACAAAAAAAUUCCUUAAGAUAUAAUUUGAAUUAAAUAUAACGAAUAAAUAAAAAAUGCUUAUUCGAAA